UUCCUUGACUUCAACAUACAAGCAGGAAGACAUUUUUACACUGUUUACAAACAAGCUCAGGAGCCUCAACGCUUCAGCUUCAAUCUUCCUCCAGCCUUUCACGUUCAGCACCUCUAUAUGGCUUCUUCCAGAAUGGGAACAUGGAGAGUUCUGUUUAUCCUCCUACUACCAGAAGUGCUUGCUAAAUUCCAGUUUUCCAUUCCACACCCCGAGGUGAGCGCCUCCCUGCACACAGAUGUGCUGCUGCCCUGCACCUUUUCUGUGAAAAAUAGCAACAAUGGACUGAAGUUUGUAGUUAUAACUUGGAAAAGAAAUGGCAUUCAACUGGCUCAGUACCAGGCUGAGACAAUGAAAGACACCAGCAGGGCGGCGCUGUUGAUCAAUGAACUUCCAAAAGGUGACGCUUCACUGCUUCUUAGGAAUGUCACCGUUUCAGAUGAAGGAGACUACGAAUGUGAAGUGCAUGAGGCUCCAAACACAAGAAGUGGCAAUGUGUCACUCAAAAUUACAGCUACUCCUAAAGUUUUUGUGAAACCAUCUCUGUUGUUAGUGGAUGAAGAAAACUUUCUUGAGUGCCUAGUGGAAGGUUUUUACCCAAGAAACAUUUCUGUUGAGUGGUUCAAAGACUCCAUUUCACUUCCAAUACAGGAACCUCUUCAUUUUAAGAACAAUUCAGAUGGCACUUUCAGCGUAGUGAAUCACUACAACUACACCCCCACUAGCUCUGAUAUUGGUGGGAAUGUGACUUGCCAGGUGAUGUCUGGGUCGCAGCUCAGACACAUGGUAGAAAUUCCUUUUCAGAUUUGCAAGCUGACCAUUGAUGUAUCACCCAGAACUCUGAUUAAAGGCAAAGAAGAGAAAGUUACAUGCAAGUUGGACGGCUGCCACUUUAGUAGAGCCUUUGUGAGUUGGAAAAGAAAUAACAGGACUUUCACUGUGAUGCAAUGCCGUGGAACAAAGGAAUGUGAGAGUGAGACCACCUUUAAGAUAAGCACUGCAGCACAAAAAGAUGUGGACUACUCCUGUGAGGCUGAAGUAGACGGACUUGGCAAGCCACUGACUGAACGUGUCCUGCUAAAUCUACAAGGUAAAGGUGAGCCAUCCAAUUUAUUGUUUUGGAUAUUUGGAAGUAUCCAACUACUGCCAGUCCUACUGAGUCUGGCAGUUUACAAAGCAGGUCAAAUCUAUCACAACAGCAGUUUCACCAUGUCGGACAUUGAUGUAAUCCAUAUAGAUGAGAAGAUCAUCAUGACUUGCAGCUUUUCUGGAAAACAGUGGAAAUUUAAAGAAGCAAAAUGGAGGUGCAAAGUGAAUGGAGAAGAGUGGGAAGAAAUCCCAGCUGAUGACAGCACACAUGAUGAUGUACACAGUAGAGAGUAUGCUGUACGUGACAACUCAAGAAGAAGACCCUUACGAGACAAACAGGGACCUGUCCUGCUGAGCGAUCAGGAAACAAGCUCUGCCAUUUAUAAGCCCAAGGAACGGGAUCAGUUUCUGACUGUCCAGUGCCAAGUUACAGUUGUGUCUGCCAUUACUAGGAGAACACUGACCAAGAAGAAGGAAGCUCUUGUCCCAGUGCUGAGACAGGGAGAGUAGAAAGAUGACUUUAUACACACUCACAUCUUAUUAAGGAGGAUAUACGCAUUGAGCAAGGCCACCUUUAGUAUGCUGCUGCUCAAAUAACAAGCAAGUCAAUUAUUGACUUUCACUUUUUAAUUUUUAAAGGAUGCCUAACAACAAAAAAUCAUCUCACUGGUGACAUCUAGUAGAUAUUUAGGAAUUAUUGAGAAGCUCUUCAUCUGAAUGUAGACUCUGCACUUCAGAGACUCAAGGUGUCUCAUCAUGGUCCCCUUCAUGUUCAGGCAGGGUCCACCUUUAAUCCUGGGAACCAUCUUUUGGUUACAUUACAUGGGACCAGAUGAGUUUAUUGAAAAUGGAAAUACUGUAGUAUAUUACUUAAAUACGAAUCAAUGUUAAACAACUCAGCAUUUUCCCCCUAAAAUAUUUUAUAAACCAAUGUAACACAUUUAAAUCAAUGUAAUAUUUGUCCAGUCAGAUUAACAUGCAAAACUAAUCCAAAGAUUUUGUAAAAUUGAGAUCAGUUUUCCAAUCACUACGAAAAACAGUUCAACAUUUUCUGUUGGUGCCAAUAUGUUCACUAGCUACCAUGUGACCCUUAACUGGUAUAAGCAGCUAUGACAGUUGAUUGAUAAUAUAUAUUUUUUAUUCCAUUUAUUUAUUUAUUUAUUUUAAAGCACAUGCAUAAUUCUGCUACAGUUCCUGAAUCAAGUAUUUUUCGAAUAAUACCUAAUUUAGUACAGAGGCUUCAAUAACCAAGGGCCACCGUUACUCAAUCUCAGUCUGAGGGUCUAGUAUCUGCAAUCAACACAAGUCCCACCUCUUACUCAUGUGUUUUCAGA
Molecule: messenger RNA, 2420 nt
Organism: Polypterus senegalus (gray bichir)
Lineage: Eukaryota; Metazoa; Chordata; Cladistia; Polypteriformes; Polypteridae
Exons: 7
Coding region: 118-1596 (492 amino acids)
Biological process (GO): T cell costimulation; negative regulation of T cell proliferation; cellular response to lipopolysaccharide
Cellular component (GO): external side of plasma membrane
Source: RefSeq, a predicted model, not a curated record